Molecule: messenger RNA, 1937 nt
Organism: Homalodisca vitripennis (glassy-winged sharpshooter)
Lineage: Eukaryota; Metazoa; Arthropoda; Insecta; Hemiptera; Cicadellidae
Exons: 2
Coding region: 206-1768 (520 amino acids)
Source: RefSeq, a predicted model, not a curated record
AAAUUCCCUAACCUAAAUAUAUUAGUAAACAAUUGUGGACUAUAAAUUGUUACUGUAUAAUUAGGUAUCAGCAAAAUUUUAUAGUGCGUAAAUUGUAAAAAUCGAAAGUUGAUGAAAUUACACUGACGAAUUUAAAUUUAACAAUCAUAAUUCACAUAUUAUUACAAAAGUAUUAAACUUUGUUAAGCAUUUAAGAAAUUUGAAUAUGUACGAUUCAUCACAAAAAGAUAUUGAACAUGUACUUGCACAAGCCGCGACAGAGAAGCCAGUGCGGGGAAGGGAAAUGGCAACAAGAACAGUAGGCCCACAUACAGACAAAGCGGGCCGGAAAGAUCCCAUGGCGUAUCAUGAAGGUUACGUCGAUGGAAAAUUGUAUCUGGUACCGGACAGUAAUCUAGAAGCAAUGAAGGACAUGAUAAAUUUUAAAAUGAGGCCAAGAAAAAGUUUCCGUUACAAACACCAAACAUCUAUUGAGCUUUCUCAAUACCAUCAUUUUAGAGGGAAAAUGGAUGAACUCUUAAGCAAGUUGGAUAGAAUGCCAGAUUCAGAGGAAAGUGAAGAAGAACCAGUACCUGAGGAGGAACCAGUACCUGAGGAAGAACCUGAACCCGAAGAGGAACCAGAACCAGAGGAGGAACCAGCAGUUGAGGAAGAAUCAGUAGUUGAAGAAGAAUCAGAAAAGGAAGAACCAGUAUUUAUUCCCCCACCUAAAAAACCUGAGAAAGAUGAGUAUUAUUUAAGAUUUCUUAUAUCAGGACAUUUUAGAAGUAACAUGAAGCCUAUUUAUAUAAUUCAAGAUUACGAUGGUGAACCUGACAUUUUUAAAGAACAAAAAGCGGACUUCUUUUCUAAACAAAAAGAAGGUGAUGUUGACAUCAACAUAUCUGGAAGAUUUUACGAUGAAAAUAUUUUAGAGGAAGCUCAUGAAAAACCUGUAGCUUUGAAGACUAAACCGGAAAAAAUCAUGAUAGACGAGGAAACAAGCAAUAUAUACGACACGUUUUUCAAGCAUAACUUUAAUAUGAAAACGGUUGACAUUAUAGUAAAAGGCCAGUUUAUAAAAAGUAAAACCACUCAAAAAGUCACUCCAUUUAUAACACUUAGUGUUAUACAAAAGUCAUUCAACCAAGCUGCAAUAGAAAAUAAAGCAGUGAAUGCAUACACAAACAAAGAUGCAACAACUGUUUUAGUUUACAAACCAAAAUACAAAAACCCAUUUUCUAAUGCCACAACUGCUCAUAUAAGUGAAGAAAAGUAUUCAAGGAAUGCCUCACAAAAGUCUUUACUACAAUCGUCAGUUCCUUUAGAAUUUAUUAAAUACGACGCUGUUCAUAAAGAUUUCAAUCUUGCUGAAUCAGAUGUGAAUAUGUAUUCAGCUAACGGAAGACAAAAUAAACAUCAUAACCAAUCAGAUCAAACUCCGAUCUGUCUUCCUUAUGAGAAACCCUUAAUAGCAGAUACUUUACCAAAUACAAGUAAUAAAAAUACUAAGGACUCAAUAACAUCAGAUAGCUUGCCAAACACAAGUAAUACACCAAAUGACAAUAAUAUUAGUACGUUCGAAAAACAUCCAAUAGGUGAGGGACUUUUUAAAAUCAUCAAAGGCAAUGUUUUGUUCAAAAAACUAUUUACUAAGAAGAAACGUAUAGAUAAAUCAUCAAUAAGUGUGAAAGCGAAAGAGAAGAAAAUUAAAGUUGACAAGAACAGCAAAGCUACAAACAGUGAACCUGGCAAACAGGUGAUUGAAACUUGGUCUACGCCAGAGUGAAAAUAACAAAAAAGGAAGCAGUAAGUAAAUUCUUGUUCAGUUCAAAACCACUGCAAAAAUGAUAGCAGUGGCACAGUAACAUUUAUGGAUAUAAAUGAAAACGUUAGUAAAUGUUGCUCGCUCAAACCUAUGUAUUUUAUUAAUAAAUGUUUGUUGAGUAAAUUAUUAA